Molecule: messenger RNA, 870 nt
Organism: Trichomonas vaginalis G3
Lineage: Eukaryota; Parabasalia; Trichomonadida; Trichomonadidae
Exons: 1
Source: RefSeq, a predicted model, not a curated record
AUGACUUCUAUGGAUGAUUCAAAGCGUUCUUUAGUAGUUAUGGCUGAUUCAAGAGUUCGCAAGAAUGCAACAGAACCAAUCAAUACAUACUCAUUCAUUCGUGGAAGUUAUGAUUCAACAUUAACCAGAACAGUGAAUGAUAUAAAUGAUUUGAAUAUUAAGGUAAGAGUUGAACAGAAGAAUGAAGAAAUAAAGAGUAUAAUGAAUGAAAACAAAGAUGUAAACAUUGACGAUAAACUUGCCCAGAGCAUAGUUGAUGGCAUCUGUGAUUUUGAAGUACAUAAUGACGGUGGAAACAUGAAUUUAGAAAAAGAAAUAACAUUAUUCACACUGUUUCAAGCAAUUAAUUCGUUACCUAAUCAUUUGAUUAAUGAAGCAUACGAUAACGUUUAUAACUUCUGCAAUUUAACUGAAAAUGCAAAAAGUAAUUUUGAAAAAGCACGUAGUAGAUAUGCACAUUUAAUGACUUCUCCAUUUGUUUUAGUGAAGAUUCUAAAACUUUAUCAAAAGGAAUAUUAUGAUGAAUAUGUUUUACCUUUAUUACGUAAGCCAAAAAUAACAUUUGAUAUCAAACUUGAUGACUCGUUUUUGAUAACAGAUAUUAGACGCAAGGCUGAAAAUCAUCAGUAUAAAAACAGUUCUGAAGUAAUUGAGGAUUUAUCAUGUGUAAUUCGUUUUGUAGAUUGUGGAAACAAAUACUUCAUUCAGAAAGAUUACAACAUACACGACAAAAUGAAUCAAAUAUCAUUUGUUCUUCAGUCAAACAUGAAAGAGUCACUCAAAAUGAUUAAAUUAUUUAAAGAAGAAGGUAAAACAAUAACAGCAUGGGACGUACUAUUAAAUCAAUUAUCCUCAUUAACCGUUAAGGGU